Molecule: messenger RNA, 2700 nt
Organism: Oncorhynchus keta (chum salmon)
Lineage: Eukaryota; Metazoa; Chordata; Actinopteri; Salmoniformes; Salmonidae
Product: homeobox protein unc-4 homolog
Exons: 3
Coding region: 191-1858 (555 amino acids)
Biological process (GO): regulation of DNA-templated transcription
Molecular function (GO): sequence-specific double-stranded DNA binding; DNA-binding transcription factor activity, RNA polymerase II-specific
Source: RefSeq, a predicted model, not a curated record
UCUGUUCCUGUUUCAUAGUACAGCUGCGCUCCGUCGGUGUCUGUCUGUCUCUCUCUGUCCUCCCUCCUCUCUCUCUCUCUCUCUCUCUCUCUCGCUUCAUCCCCCUCUCCUUCCCCUCGCUCUGCAUGUUCACCCACACUCCCUCGGUCAGACGCCUCACUUCGGCCCCUCCACCGUCCGGGCCAGUAGCAUGGACAGCCGGAUACUCGAGCACCCCCACGCCCAGUUCGGAGGCUCUCUGGGCGGAAUGGUCGGUGUUGGUUUCCCCUACCACCUGGGACACCACCACGUCUACGAGCUCGCCGGUCACCAGCUACAGUCCGCGGCCGCCGUACCCUUCUCCAUAGACGGAUUACUGAACGGCUCGUGCUCGGCCUCGGUGGUACACGGCUCCGGUCCUCUACUUUCCUCUGGCUGCGGGAUUAACGGAGAUAAUCAGUUUAAACUCUCAGAUUCGGGGGACCCAGAUAAGGAUAGCCCCGGUUGCAAACGGAGACGCACGCGGACCAAUUUCACCGGUUGGCAGUUGGAGGAGCUGGAGAAAGCUUUUAACGAGAGCCACUACCCGGAUAUCUUCAUGCGGGAGGCGCUCGCGCUGCGGCUGGACCUAGUAGAGUCCCGGGUCCAGGUUUGGUUCCAGAACCGGCGCGCUAAAUGGAGGAAAAAAGAGAACACUAAGAAAGGCCCGGGGCGCCCGGCGCACAACUCCCACCCGACCACGUGCAGCGGAGAGCCCAUGGACGCUGAGGAGAUCGCGCGGCGCGAGCUGGAGCGCGCAGAGAAAAAGAAACGGAAACAGGAGCGUAAACUGCUGAAGUCUCAAAACAAGUUACUCUCCGGUGACCUCUUCCACACACCCGGCGGGUCAGACAGCGACAGCGGCGUGUCACAGAUCACCGACAAUGAGCAGCAGCCUUCAUCCGACUGUAACGGGAGCCGCCUUCAUUCUGAACCGGGAGGAGGACACCACCACCACCACCAAACGGAACCAGACAGCUGUGAACAGACUCAAACACGCCCCCGGUUUGGUCUCCUCCAGGACCAGCACCACGACCACCACCACCACAACAACCAAAGAACCGCAGGGGAGAUAGGACCGGGACCUGGGGUCCAGCAGCAGGUGUCCCCGGGCAGCGGUCCUGGACUCGGCGCCUCCAGGUCCUCGGGCCUCCAGAAACUAAACCCGUUCAGCGUGGAGAGCCUUCUCUCGGACGCCACACCUCGCCGGAAACCACAGCUGGACUUCAGCUCGCUGGCCAAUCAGAGGCCGCUGAUAGGGAAGGGUCACUUCCUGUUGUACCCCAUUACCCAUCAGCCACUGGGCUUCAUUGUCCCACAGACGGCCCUGAAAACCGGGCUGUGCCAGGACAACAACAGCAGCAGCAGCAGCGGGCCGAACCCGAAACAGGGACAGAGAUGUGUGACUAGUGAAUCUACAGGUUAUACCAGCUCUCAUCAUCUGGCUCAUUUGGGCCAAAACAAACCCCUUCACCACCACCACAAUCAUGUUAGUAACUGUGUGGACAGGAGCGGUAGUGAGGCACAGCAGGGAAGUUACAACAACGACGGUCCAGACUCCGUUUCCCCCCCACCACAGAGCUCUGUUUUAGUUCAAACGACUUUAACGAGAACCAGUUCAACUCAGUCCAACACGGGUAGUGACGGUAGCCGCGAGGCUGACGACCGACCGGGUUCGUCACGAGUAACGGACGUUAACGACUGCCAGAGUGAGCACACUGGGGAGGGCAUGAGAGAGGACUCGUCACCGGAGCCCUUGCUGUGUUCUGGCACCAAGCCAGAGAGUCAGGCGGAGCACGAGGAGCCCGGGACAGAUGGAGACGAAGUCGACAUGGACUAACGCUGGCGCGUUAUAUAAACAGAGACAGACUACCAACCGACCCUGCUCAGCCACAGACUACAUCUAAACAUUCCCAAAGCUACAAGACACCUUUUAAAAACAUAUCAGACAGACCUACUCUAUUGUUGUAUUUUUUUUUAAACAGAUUCUCUAAUAGAUUCAGACAGAGAUGUGUUGAACAGAUUCUCUGAUAGAUUCAGACAGAGAUGUGUUGAACAGAUUCUCUGAUAGAUUCAGACAGAGAUGUGUUGAACAGAUUCUCUGAUCGAUUCAGACAGAGAUGUGUUGAACAGAUUCUCUGAUAGAUUCAGACAGAGAUGUGUUGAACAGAGUCUCUGAUAGAUUCAGACAGAGAUGUGUUGAACAGAUUCUCUGAUAGAUUCAGACAGAGAUGUGUUGAACAGAUUCUCUGAUAGAUUCAGACAGAGAUGUGUUGAACAGAUUCUCUGAUAGAUUCAGACAGAGAUGUGUUGAACAGAUUCUCUGAUAGAUUCAGACAGAGAUGUGUUGAACAGAGUCUCUGAUAGAUCCAGACAGAGAUGUGUUGAACAGAGUCUCUGAUAGAUUCAGACAGAGAUGUGUUGAACAGAGUCUCUGAUAGAUUCAGACAGAGAUGUGUUGAACAGAGUCUCUGAUAGAUUCAGACAGAGAUGUGUUGACUACUACUUUCCAAACGGAAGUUCUAGACAUGUCCAUUUCAAAAGGAGAAAAAUACAAAACAUCUCAACACAGAAAAACAACAAAAAUCCUCAAAUAUUGUACAUUUCUUUUGAGAAAGUAUAAAAAUAAAAAUAUUUAUAUAUGUAAACAUUUUGAUAAAUAAAGUUAUUGUUUAAAUGAAA